AUGCAAUCGAUUACUGUUCCGAGAAAUAAUUUGAAACAACAACUUCAAUGGUACGAACAAUAUAGGAAAGAACGGAAAAAACGGUCAGAAGUAAAUUUUGAGAAGUAUAUUUGGGAACAAAAUACGAAACGUAGGUGUCAUCAACAAUCUGCCGAGCGAGAUAUGAAUUUUACGUCUUUACAAGAAAAAGAAAUCACGUCAUCAUCAUCUUGUGAGAAUGUUAGAGGAAAAGAACUACAUUCUACGUCAUCUUCAAGCAUAUAUUUGAAUCGUAAUGAAACGAAAGAUAUAAACCAAAAUACUGAUCCGAAGGAUGAUAUGGAUAUACAAGACUGGUUAGUUGAUCUAGAACCACUUGAUCCAAUGGAAAUAAAAGCUGAAAUCGAAGAAUGGACGCGUAAAAGUAAAUUCUCUGCCAGUAAUUCGAAUAUAGAUGAAAUUGCAACAUCCGAUCUAUCAAUAAAUACCGUAAACGCACCGAUAGUGGCAUUGAAUACGAUUGAACAUUUUGCAAUACUAUGUGAUGAUAUAGAUGCUUGUCUAAAUUUCAGUUGGCCCGAGGACAAUCAUGACCUUCUUAACAUGCCAUUUAACGAAUUACAAUCUUUGUUAGUUUCAGUUAAAAUUAUCAAAUGCAAAAUCUCUGAAGAACUAUAUGAAAUUGUUGAAGGGGAUAAGAAAUAUGAUAAUUCAAGUGUCUCUUUGUUAAAAAUAACUCGAGCAAAUUCAAAAAAACGGAUUGAAGCAAUACAGAAAAGAAUGCAACAAUUAGAACGUGAUACAAUGAGUUCAUUUGUAUCAUCAUCACCAACUGAUUUCAGUUCUCGCUUGUCUGAAUCCAUAGAAAAUGAUACUCCCACUAUGGAUCGUGAUCCUUCAACAUCUUUAUAUUUCGAUAAAGAUAAAAACACUGUAUCGCCAACAGAUUCACCUGUUUAUCGUGUACUACAUGAAACUUUCAAGUUGGCCACGUUUCGUCAGAAUCAAUUGAAAGCUAUCGAUGCUGCUCUAAAUGAUCAAGAUGUCUUUGUUCUAAUGCCAACUGGUGGAGGCAAAAGUCUUUGUUAUCAACUGCCAGCGGUUCUAGACAAUCAACGAUCUCACAAAAUAACAAUAGUUAUAUCUCCUUUACUAUCACUGAUACAAGACCAAAUCUUGCGAUUAAAUAGUCUCGGAAUUCCUGCUUUAGAUUUGCAAGGGAAUCAAAGUCUAGAUCGCAGAAAUUUAGUAUUCUUUGAAAUGCAAAAGGCCUCACCUAGCCUUGUUUUACUUUAUUUAACACCUGAGAUGUUGGGGAAAAGUGUAAAAGCUAUCGAAUCGAUUCAAUUACUUUACAAACGUGGACUUUUAGCUCGGUUUGUAAUCGACGAAGCUCAUUGUGUAAGUCAAUGGGGUCAUGAUUUUCGUCCUGAUUAUAAAGAUUUGGGCCAAUUAAGAAAAAAAUUUCCGGGCGUACCAAUGAUGGCACUCACUGCAACAGCGACUAGCAGAGUGAAAGAAGAUGUGAUACACAAUCUACGCAUGGAAAACUGUGCAAUUAUCACUCAGGGCUUCAAUCGGCCAAAUUUAAGAUACGAAGUUAUGAAGAAAAAUACAAAUUCUGAAAAGCAAAUUAUUGAGUUCAUCCAUUCAUCAGGUCAU
Messenger RNA from Racocetra persica, 1641 nucleotides. Lineage: Eukaryota; Fungi; Glomeromycota; Glomeromycetes; Diversisporales; Gigasporaceae. The record is from the annotation of a GenBank genome assembly.